CCCUGUGGGCCGGGCUUGCGGGGGCCCACGGCCCAGCGGCCCAGCGUGGCCCAACGUCAGGUCACUGGAGGACGCAGGGCGGGAGGGGCCCCUCGCGCCCCAGGGAGGGACAGUCCCGGAGGAGACACACCUCGCUCGUGUUCUGCCCCCCACGUUCUUUCCUUGCUGUGCUGGGGGACCUGCAAGGAGCUGCCCCCCAGGCUGCCCAGGAGCCAGACCCCCUCACGCUGCAGCCCCCCGCCCAGUGCAGACUGCUCACUCCCAGCUGGGGCUCCCCACAUUCCCAGGAUUCCCCCUGCAGCCUCCCUGGCUCCCCUCCACAGCCUGGAGAGGGCCCGGGCGGGGGCUGCUCUGCCCCCCAGGAGGUGCCAGCUGGGCUGCUGGAGCCUGGUGCUGCAGACUGGCUUGGCCCCCAGGGGGGGCGUGAACCCCCCUGAAGACAGCCCACCCUCCUGCACUGGGGCCCCGGCACCCCCUCAGCCGGCUCCCCACUUGGCCCGAAGCCCAGAAGGGCUGGGUUCCAGUGCUGCCCACCAGCACCCCGUUUACAGGCUGAGCGGGCACAUGUGUGCCCCUGCCGGGCAAGGGGAGGCUCACUUCCCUUCCGGAAGCCAAUGUCGGCGCCCCUCUGGGUCCCCAGCCGGUUUGUGGCGGAUGAGGGGAGGGGAGAGCUGGCCGGAGGCUGCGGGUGGGGGGCAGUGUCCCCCAGGGCGUGGGCUCCCACGAGGGGGUCUGCAGAGUCUCACGGGGUCCUAUUUUGUGCCCCAGGCCACCCAGCAGAGAAGGCUGUCGGGGAGGACGCACGGAUCAUGUGGGGGCCCCGCGGGCUGCCGCUGCUGUGGUUCCUGGUGCUGGCCGCGGGGGGCGCGGAGCACCUCUACCGGCCCGGCCGCAGGGUGUGCGCCGUCGGGGCGCCCGGGAGCCGCGGGCCCGAGUCCUUCGUGCAGCGCGUCUAUCAGCCCUUCCUCACCACGUGUGACGGGCACCGAGCCUGCAGCUCCUACCGGACCAUCUACAGGACGGCCUAUCGCCGCAGCCCCGGGCCGGCCACCCCCAGGCCCCGCUACGCCUGCUGCCCCGGCUGGAAGAGAGCGGGCGGCCUCCCCGGGGCCUGCGGCGCAGCGAUCUGCCAGCCGCCGUGCCAGAACGGGGGGCGCUGCGUCCAGCCCGGCCGCUGCCACUGUCCCGCAGGGUGGCGGGGGGCCACCUGCCAGACCGAUGCGGACGCGUGCCGUGCCCGGGGCGGCGGCUGUCCCCAGCGCUGCAGCCCCGCGGGCGGCUACCCGUGCGGGUGCCAGGAGGGGCCCGGCCCACCUGCGGACGGAGGGGCCCUCGCCACAGGAGUGGACAGCAGGGCGGAGGAGGAGAUGCAGAGGCUCCGCUCAAGGGUGGACGUGCUAGAGCAGCAACUGCAGCUGGUGCUGGGCCCGCUGCGCGGCCUGGCCUCCCGGGCACUGGAGCAGGGCCUGGCGGAUCCCGGCCGCCUCCUCGCCCACUCCCUGCAGCAGCUGGACCGCAUUGACUCCCUGAGCGAGCAGAUCUCCUUCCUGGAGGAGCAGCUGGGGUCCUGCUCCUGCAAGAAGGACCCGUGACAGCGUGACCCGCAGACUCGUCUCCUCGCCCCCGCCCUGGCCCGGGCUCCGCGGCAGGGGUGGCCCAGCCCCCAGGACAGACCCCCACACCCCGGCCGGCUCGGGGCUGUGGGGCCCUGCUGAGGGAGGUACGAAGCUCCUGCCGGGGCCGGGCCGUGCUGCCCGCCGGGUUGGUGGGGAGCCCGCUGAGCCUCUGUCGGAAUAAAAACGAGACCAAGAAACGUCUGCGCCUGAGGAUGGAUGGAUGGAUGGGUGUUUGGGGGGUGCCCAGUGCAGACCCAGCCCUGGGUUGGCUGCGCAGGGGGCCCACC
Molecule: messenger RNA, 1903 nt
Organism: Talpa occidentalis (Iberian mole)
Lineage: Eukaryota; Metazoa; Chordata; Mammalia; Eulipotyphla; Talpidae
Gene: EGFL7
Product: EGF like domain multiple 7
Exons: 8
Coding region: 615-1592 (325 amino acids)
Biological process (GO): anatomical structure development
Cellular component (GO): cell surface; extracellular region
Molecular function (GO): signaling receptor binding
Source: RefSeq, a predicted model, not a curated record